Molecule: messenger RNA, 545 nt
Organism: Dendroctonus ponderosae (mountain pine beetle)
Lineage: Eukaryota; Metazoa; Arthropoda; Insecta; Coleoptera; Curculionidae
Product: myrosinase 1-like
Biological process (GO): carbohydrate metabolic process
Molecular function (GO): beta-glucosidase activity
Source: RefSeq, a predicted model, not a curated record
AAUAAACACUUAAGUUAAUUUUUGACAAUUUGCAAAGAGAUUACGACGUGAUCGAUGAUGCAAUAAUCUCGAAAUUUGUGGAGGAAAUACUUUUAAAAAGCGUGGAACUUUGAGCUCCAGUUUCUGUGCUCUUAACCAAGAUGGCUACGAAGAUCACCACUGGAAUCUUAGUUUCCGUCUGCUUGAUGAGCAUCUGCUCUAGAGUUUGCGGAGAUGAAGAGAUAACAGAUCGACGCUUUCCAGAGUCAUUCAAAUUUGGAGUGGCAUCAGCGGCUUACCAAAUAGAGGGUGCAUGGGAUGAAGAUGGCAAAGGAGAGAAUAUGUGGGAUCGAUUUCUACAUGACAAUGCUAGUAGAACUACAGAUGGGAAAAAUGCCGACAUUGCAUGUGAUUCUUACCACAAAUGGAGGGAAGAUGUCCGCUUGCUGACCGAAUUAGGUGUCAGCAUUUAUAGAUUCUCGAUUUCCUGGUCCAGAAUUCUCCCCGAUGGUACCACCAACAAAAUCAAUCAAGCUGGUGUGGAUUAUUAUCUGAAUCUUUUGCAA